GAAAAUUCGUCUUUCAUUUCACUCUUCUCUGCUUCUCUCUUCUUAUUAUUCUUCUUGCUCUCUCUGGCUUGACUCCAGAAAUGGCUUCACAAGAACAGUUAUCCGCCAUAAAGGGGGCGAAAGUGCUUAUGGUUGGGGCUGGUGGGAUUGGUUGUGAGCUUCUCAAGACUCUUGCUCUUUCUGGGUUUCAAGAUAUUCAUAUUAUUGACAUGGACACUAUAGAAGUCAGCAACCUGAAUAGACAAUUUUUGUUCCGACAAUCCCAUGUUGGGCAGUCUAAGGCCAAGGUCGCUCGAGAUGCAGUCUUAAGAGUCAGGCCCAAUAUAAGCAUUACACCAUACCAUGCAAAUGUUAAGGAGUCUCGCUUCAAUGUGGAUUUCUUUAAAGAGUUUGAUGUUGUUCUGAAUGGGCUGGAUAAUUUAGAUGCAAGGCGCCAUGUGAACCGUCUUUGCCUGGCAGCUGACGUACCAUUGGUUGAAAGUGGGACCACAGGGUUCUUGGGACAGGUCACUGUACAUUUGAAGGGAAAAACAGAAUGCUAUGAAUGUCAGCCAAAACCUGCCCCAAAGACUUAUCCUGUAUGUACAAUUACAAGCACUCCAUCGAAGUUUGUUCAUUGUAUUGUGUGGGCAAAGGACCUGCUUUUUGCAAAGUUGUUUGGGGACAAGAAUCUAGAAAAUGAUUUGAAUGUGCACUCUAAUGAUGCUGCAAAUUCUUCAGAACAUUCAGAUGUAUUUGAAUAUAGAAAAGAUGAAGAUAUCGAAGAAUAUGGAAGAAGAAUAUAUGAUCAUGUGUUUGGUCAUAACAUAGAAGUGGCUCUGUCUAAUGAAGAAACGUGGAAAAACCGUAACAAACCACGGCCUAUAUAUAGUAAGGAUGUCCUGCCCGAGAAACUAUCUGAACAGAAUGGAAACAUGGAAAAAGGUUGUGUAACUGAUGACGUCUCUGCCAUGGCAUCUCUGGGCUUGAAAAAUCCUCAGGAUGUAUGGAGCCUUGGAGAAAAUUCAAGAGUUUUCCUCGAGGCUUUGAGAUUAUUUUUCUUGAAGAGGGAAAAGGAAAUAGGGAACCUGACUUUUGAUAAAGAUGAUCAAUUGGCUGUGGAAUUUGUUACUGCUGCUGCAAAUAUUCGUGCUUCUUCUUUUGGGAUUCCUUUACAUAGUCUUUUCGAAGCUAAAGGUAUUGCUGGUAAUAUCGUGCAUGCUGUUGCAACAACAAAUGCUAUCAUAGCUGGGUUGAUCGUGAUUGAAGCAAUUAAGGUUUUAAUAAAGGAUAGCAACAAUUACAGGAUGACAUAUUGUCUAGAACAUCCUUCAAGAAAGAUGCUUCUUAUGCCUGUGGAACCCUAUGAACCUAACAAGUCUUGCUAUGUUUGUUCAGAGACACCUCUAUCACUUGAGGUUAAUACUCAUCGUUCUAAGCUGCGGGAUUUCGUUGAAAAGAUUGUUAAAGCCAAACUUGGCAUGAACUUUCCACUAAUUAUGCAAGGGGCAAGUAUUCUUUAUGAAGUUGGUGAAGAUCUUGAAGAGGAUAUGGUAGCAAUUUAUGCUGCAAACCUUGAGAAAGCCUUAUCCGAGCUGCCUUCUCCAGUUACUAGUGGGACUGUGCUUACUGUCGAGGAUCUUCAGCAGGAGUUCUCACGCAAUAUCAAUAUCAAGCAUAGGGAAGAAUUUGAUGAGGAGAAGGAACCUGAUGGAAUGCUUCUCUCUGGAUGGGUUGAACCUCCUGUUGAUAAGGACAAGAAUAAGCCUAUUGGAAAUGGUGAAAGUACAUCCAAUGCUUUACCAGCAGAGGAGAGUCUGGAGGCCAAGAAGGACGUUACAAUUCAGGAAAUUUCAGAGGUGACUGAAAUUGCUACUGGGACGAAAAGAAAAUUGUCUGAGGUUUCGAAAGGCACCACUCCAGAUCAUUCAGGCCUUUCUGAUGAAACUCGAAAUCACAAUCAACUCGAAAAGCUUGAUGUUGAUGAUGAGGAUGAUGAACUCAUGAUAUCUGAUGAUUGGGAAUCACUCACCAAGAAGAAAAGGUUGUAAUAGGUUUGACAUCAUCUUGCUUGUGGACAGCAUCUUACCUCUGAUUUUGUAUCAUUAGGUUAAAAUGGUGAUUCUUUUGGAGGCCAUAAUUGUUAUUAUGUUAGGACAGAGUCUAUAGUAUGUUGCUUUGGUUAGAUGUUACUAAUUGUUACGUCCAUUCCCCUUUUGUGGUUUACAAGCGUAGCAACAAUGUGUAUUCCUCCUAGUUUUAGAUUAACAGAGGGUUGUAACGCUGCGACUAUUCAGAAUUCUUUGAACAUCAAUGUGAAAUGAAAUCAAUGUUGGAACUAAA
This is a messenger RNA of Theobroma cacao (cacao), 2322 nucleotides long. It is a transcript of the gene SAE2, whose product is annotated as SUMO-activating enzyme 2. Lineage: Eukaryota; Viridiplantae; Streptophyta; Magnoliopsida; Malvales; Malvaceae. Gene Ontology annotation, cellular component: SUMO activating enzyme complex; cytoplasm. Gene Ontology annotation, molecular function: SUMO activating enzyme activity. Gene Ontology annotation, biological process: protein sumoylation. The record is from RefSeq and is a predicted model, not a curated record.